UAUUCAUUUUCCUUCUUCCUAAUUUAUCUCUUUCCAUUUUCGAGCCUUUCUUGAGACAAUAAUUUAACAAAUUUCUUCUCAUCUUCUUCCUCCAACCAAAUCUGCCUUUCUCAAUUAGCCAUGGGCGUCGCCGUUCUAAAUCCUCAAGAUUGCUUGAAAGAUCCUUUCUCUCACAUGAAACACCAUCGCAAUCCUAGCGCAUGCCCCAACAAGCAGAAGAAGCCGGUUUCCAACAACCGUACACGUCGGAGUCCUCCUCGCAAUCAAUCCACCAGAUCUUCUCCUUCUCCUCCUCCUGUAGCACCGCCGCUUCCUCCUCCUCGUGCGGCCGUCUCUGCUUUCGUUCCAAAAAGAACCGUUAAGAAGAGUCCUAGCAACACCGUAGUCGUUAGCCAGGUGAGAAUCCUGAAGCGCGGCGAAGAAAUCCCCAAGGAGGCUUCAGAUCUGGCUGUUGAAAUGUCAGAUCUGGGAUCUACUCGUCGGAUUGGACCAGAUCCGGGUUUGAUUCCGAGUCAGAUCCGUUUAUCUGGCCACAAAUCGAAAUCAGCACCGUUUUACGCCGGUCCUGUGACCAUGACAUCACCGCCUCCGAGCGAUGUACCGCUUCCUGCCUUUUUCACGAAGAAGGCAACCAACGAUCUCAUCAGGAUCCUUCGCCUAGACAUCGCCUGACGGUGUCUGUCGCCGAUCAUUUUAGAUUUUAAAAAUCUCCGGUGAUCCAACUUGUUACUCAAGUGUUACAAUUCCAUUUCCCGAUCGUCAGAAUCCGCAUAAAACCGGAGAUCUACAAGAAAAAUAUAAUCUCCAGACGAUGAAUCUAGAAGAUGAAGAAACACACAUCUUCGUUAUGAACCGUUUCGAAUCUUCCCUUAUUUUUUCAAGGGGCAAGAUCGAAAUAUCUUCUUAACAGGUCUUAGUUUCUCUUCUUAGGGUUUAGUGUUUGUGUAGGAGUAUAUGUGCAUAGAGACUUUUACUAGUUUUCGUUUCUUUCUCUGUAUCUUUGGGUUUUUAAUUCUGCUUAAUCGUCAGCUUCUCUGGGUAAAUCUUAGUUUCGUACUUUGUGUCUUUGUCAUUUCGUUUGUGUCUGAGUGAAUUAGUAGGUCGUAAGACAAGGUAUAGAGAUGUGUCUACUGGUAAGAUGAUGUUUAGGUUUCGAUGUAAUCGUCUUCGGUAUUGCGAUUCUCUGUAUUUCUUCUAUCUUUAAGUUUAAGUUUUAUUUGGGGUUUCUUCUUCAUUUGGGUCUCUAUCUGUUGUUCCUUAAGGUUCUUCGUUUGUUUCCGUGUCGUCUAGGUUUAGUCAAAGUAAAGAGAUGUAUUUACUGGUUAGAUGAAGCUUAAGGUUUCCAUAUAAUCCUUGUACUACAAAUUCUCUGUACUUCUCUAUCUUUAAUACUAUCGAAUUUAAGUUUUAUC
Molecule: messenger RNA, 1412 nt
Organism: Arabidopsis lyrata subsp. lyrata
Lineage: Eukaryota; Viridiplantae; Streptophyta; Magnoliopsida; Brassicales; Brassicaceae
Exons: 1
Coding region: 121-672 (183 amino acids)
Source: RefSeq, a predicted model, not a curated record